AUCUCCUUGCAGCCACACAACUGACAAAGACUCUCUUCUCUCUCCGGCCGCUCCCUCGGUUCGUGGUCACCUGCUCCUCUUGUUCCUCCUGCUCCGCUCUGCUCUGCUCUGCUCUCUCUCUCUCUCCCCAUGAGAAAGGGAGCUCCCUUCCUCGCUAGCAAAGCAUAGCCAGCUCAGCUCGGGGUCAUCGAUCCUUCAGAUUCCUUCCUUCUUCCCUUCCCUUGGAACAGAACCGAGGGGAAGCUUGCGGUCCAUGAUGAAUGUUGUGGCUAGCCAUCCCCAAAACCUGCAGCUGCCCCUUCAGGAUGCCUCUCUGAGUCUGAGCCUGAGAGGGAGAUUAUUCAUCAACAGCAAGGGCUCCAAUAAGGUGCAGUGCCUGCCAGCUUCUUCUCCUUGUUCUUCUUCAGGUGGUAGAUGCAGCAGCAGCAUCCACCACCCCCACACAAGGAGGUUUGCAGUUAUCAGAGCGGCCGGUGACGGCAGAGGCGGUGAAUCGUCAAGCGGCGGCCAAGACGAUGAUGAUGAAGAAGGAGGAGGUGACAAUGAGGUGCCGCAAAGCAGCAGCAGCAGCAGCAGCUCCCGAGAGGAUCUGGAGCGCCUGGUCGGGCCUGACGAGGACGACAAGUUCAACGGGUUGGACCUUGCAAACCUCAUCAGGAAGAAGUACGGAAGAUCCUACGAUGUGACGUUGAUAAAGAAGGAGUUCAUGGGGAGGAAUCUGCUUGCGAUGAAUGUGAUGUGGAAGUACAGGGAGCAGAGGUCGUUCCCGCUGAGCGAGGAGGAGUACCUGCUGCGGCUGGACGAGGUGGCCAACACGCUGCGGUGCUGGGGCGCCGUGGCGCACGUCCGCAACACCCUGGAGAAGCUCAAGGAGAGGCCGCGCAUCGGCAAGGCCGUCAGCAUCUUCAUCGACAUGGACCAGACGGGAGGAAGAGCCAACGAGUGGAUCUACAAGUGAUGAACCAUGUUUCAUUUUGUUUCAAAGUCCAAAUGCUGUUUCGCAUGGAAACGAACGGCAGAGAUUUUGUUUCAAAGUCCAAAUGCGUAAUUAGCACUUGGUAGUAAGCAUGCUGUUUGAGUAAUUAGCUUA
This is a messenger RNA of Setaria italica (foxtail millet), 1090 nucleotides long. RefSeq lists its product as uncharacterized. NCBI's taxonomy places the organism in Eukaryota, Viridiplantae, Streptophyta, Magnoliopsida, Poales, Poaceae. Bases 254 to 958 code for a protein of 234 amino acids. The record is from RefSeq and is a predicted model, not a curated record. The transcript is spliced from 3 exons.